CUCUCCAGCCAAUGGCAUUAGGAGGCACAGAGUUUUGUGGGAGUGCAUAUUGUCAACAUAUUAUCCAAGGUGGUUCAGAUAUUGAUCCAGUAUUCCUAGGUGGUUCAAAUUCACCUCUCGCUGCCCCCUUUUUGGUUUUGACCUGAUUUUUUUUCUUCCCUUCCCAUCGAGCUUGGUUGGAAAAAAACCAUUUACGCGCAUAAAAAUGCCGAAGAGAAAGUCUCCAGAGGGUGCUGAGGGUAAGGAAGCCUCUAAAGUCACAAAGCAAGAGCCCACCAGAAGGUCAGAGAGAUUGUCGGCGAAACCUGCUCCUUCUAAGCCCGAGGCAAAGCCUAAGAAGACCGUUGUCAAGGUGGCUGAUGAUAAAGGAGCAAAGGCCAAGAAGGGUGGCGCCAAGGGGAAGAAGGAAGAUGGUCCCGCCCACAAUGGAGAGACCAAAACCAACGAGAUCUAUGUGUCUCGUCCAUCUGUGAGUGUGUCCUCCAUCAGAAGCAUGGCGCCCUCCCUGAUGUCAAUCAGAGGGCAGAGCGAGACAGUCAGAGUCAAGGGUCUCCCAGGCAGCAGAGGAGGCUACUGAUGAGAAGGCGUAAGGACACGGACGGGUCCACCGACUCGUCCCCUCUAACUCCAUGGCAGCAAAGCAUCUUUUUUUACUGAUGAUUUUUGUACCAUGCAAUUUUUGUUGUUAAUUAGUGAUAGAGAUGGACAACCAGCAGCCGCAGCCCUCCUCAUCCCGCUUCCUGAACCUUCUGUUGUGCUUCCUUUUUUAUCCUACAUCGCUUUAGAAUACAAUACCCCUCUUAGAUGUUAAAAGGCACGUUGAAGUGGUUUUAUCAGACAGCAGCAGAUGUUAUUUAUGAUGCCUGAAGGCGGAGGGGGGGCAUAAAUGUGACUGUUAUGAUCUUUAAACUAGCUUGACUUUUAUUUGCUGUUAUUCCUCUCUAAGGAGGACCACCUUUAAUCAGCAUACUUUGCCUGUGAAGAGGCGACGCCCCACCUGGUUUUGUAAAGUUAAUGUUAAUGGGUGGUUACCAACAGUUAAAAUGCAAAGGAGAGAGAGAAUAAUUCAACAGACACCAUGAGGAACAUCUGCAGGUCCCAAAUAAAGCUCCUGGUUUUUAGAAUCCCUGCCAAUAUUCCAGAUUUUUGUAUUUGUGUUUUGGAGUGGAAGUGUUAGUGGGUCUUGGUGUUCCUUUUUGUUAUCACUCCCUCCACCACCCCCACCCAGUUUUUAACACCUUGUCCCAGAAUCAGAGUGACAUAGCAAUAACGAGUGACGCUUCUGUUCUAGGCGGCUCUGUUGGCUUUGGACCCAUCUGGGCUUCGCGGAGUUUCAUCCUGUUUCGGACAAUAUUUUGAAAUAAAAGAAAAAGUCCAUCACA
Messenger RNA from Cyprinodon tularosa, 1382 nucleotides. RefSeq names its product high mobility group nucleosomal binding domain 3 (gene hmgn3). The transcript is spliced from 7 exons. Bases 206 to 577 code for a protein of 123 amino acids. The record is from RefSeq and is a predicted model, not a curated record. Gene Ontology annotation, biological process: chromatin organization. Lineage: Eukaryota; Metazoa; Chordata; Actinopteri; Cyprinodontiformes; Cyprinodontidae. Gene Ontology annotation, molecular function: nucleosomal DNA binding. Gene Ontology annotation, cellular component: nucleus; chromatin.